AUGUCGAUCGAGGAAAAAAUCCAGAAAAUUCGAAAAAUCCGCCAUUCGGAAAUGUCUGAAAUUCUACCCAAUUUAUUUCUUGGUUCACGAUUAAAUUCAACAAACAAAGAAGAAAUUCGAAAAAAUGGAAUUUGUCGAAUUCUAGCAAUUCAUGAUCGAAAAGAAGAACAUCGAUUCGAUUUUUUGAAUUAUAAAUUUAUCAAAAUAUCCGAUUCAGCUGAUGCGAAUAUUUCGGAUGUUUUCGGUGAAGCUGUUCAAUUUAUACAUGAGGCAAGAAUUAGAGAUGAACCUGUUUUAGUUCAUUGUUUAAUGGGACAAUCGAGAAGUGCUACUGUUAUUUGUGCAUAUUUGGCUACUUUUUAUGAAUUAGAUGGUCCAACUUGUUUGCAAUUUGUUAGGAAACGAAGGAAACAAGUGAAUCCGAAUGUUGGAUUUAUUAUGCAAUUGAAUAAAUAUGCUAAAAAUGUAAGUUUGGCUUGGGGUAUAUGAGAAUUCUGGUUAUUCCGAACUAAAAAUAUUGCUGUAUUUCGAAAACCGAAGGGUUUUGUAUCUUGAACUCUGAAGUUCGCGAUGAUUUUGCGAACUGCAAUCCAUCCAUACUGUGUCUCAAUAUCCCAAUUUUUGCAGUUUGCCUCAUUGGAACGUGCUCGAAUCAUCGAAAUUACCUCCUCUUCCUCCUCAAAUCUCAAUAAUCCGCAUCUUCUCAACAACGAUUCUCAAAUAAUAAACAAGUAUUGUCCGUUUGCUGUGAAUAUUGUAUAA
Molecule: messenger RNA, 762 nt
Organism: Caenorhabditis angaria
Lineage: Eukaryota; Metazoa; Nematoda; Chromadorea; Rhabditida; Rhabditidae
Source: the annotation of a GenBank genome assembly